UUGCUGUGACUAUCCCUUUCAACUGAUGCAGGGGGGAAGCUCAUAUCAAUUAAUAUCCUCAUUUUACACUAAUUUACCCUUUUCCAGUUUCCACAAUAGAUGCAACAGAAUGUUGCAAUAGAGCAACGCUUGGCAAAUUUGGCUGAAGGAGACACUGAGCAAAGAGCUUUUCAGAGAGCUUCAACUCAGCUGUCAGAAGGGGCAGCUUGGAUUCUGUGCAGGCAAUACUCGCGUUCCAAACUGUAGCAGAGAAAAGCCGGUGGGAUUGUGUGCAUUUUUAUUAUCAGUUCCAGACUAGGAAUCUGGUGCUAAUUUCUUCUUAAAGCCUGUGUUUGCAGUAGAAUUUCUAUUCUAAAACAGAAGAAGGAUUGUGAUGUUUUUCUCUCAGUAGCUCUUCUUUUUUUUUUUUUUUUUUCCUUUUUCUCCCCCCACUGGCUUUAUUCCAAGGACGUUUUCUGCUUGUUCGUUACAUUCUCAAGAUGAAGCAGCCGAUGGUCACAGCAGUGCUGGUAGCACUGGUGCAGGUUUCUCAGAGUUUCCCUGCCUUGUACCACCGAGGGUGGUGGAGGCUGUUAAAAGAAGGAGAUAAUUGUGGAAAAUGUGAUUUGGCACUUUGCUCUGAGCCUAAAAACUGUCUGGCUGGGACUGUACUGGACCGCUGUGGCUGCUGUUCUGAGUGUGGAAACUUGGAAGGUCAGAUCUGCGACUUGGACCAGGGCAAUCAUUUUUAUGGGCAGUGUGGGGACAACCUUGAGUGCAGGCUGGAUGCUGAUGAAGCAAGGUUUGGAGAAGUCCCUGAACCCCAGUGCGUGUGCAAGUAUCAAGACAGCAUCUGUGCAUCUGACGGGAAAACUUAUGAGAACAUCUGCCAGUUCAGCAAGGCUUAUGCUGCGAAGAGGAAUGUCAGCAUGAAGCAUAAAGGACCAUGUGAAUCAGCUCCUGUUAUUUCUGUGCCACCUCAGGAUGCCCAGAAUUUCACAGGCAAUGAUGUCAUAUUUGGCUGUGAGGUGUCAGCCUAUCCUAUGCCACAGCUGGAAUGGAAGAAAAAGGGGAAUAAAAUGUUCCUGCCAGGAGAUGAUGCCCACAUCUCUGUACAGUCAAGAGGUGGGCCUCAGAAGUAUGGUGUGACAGGAUGGCUGCAGAUUCAAGGCCUCAAAAAAUCAGAUGAAGGUGUUUACAUCUGCCACACCAAAAACAAGCAUGGUGCAACAUAUGCCUCUGCAAGACUGAAAGUCAUUGACGGCUCAUCUCCUGCAUUUGCAUUUACUGAAGGUAGUAGAAGUGCAAGCUACAGCGUUGAAUAUGGGGAGUAUUAUGACCAUUCUGAUGAUGAAGAUGAGGAAGAAAAUGAAUCUGGGGACUAUGAAAACUGAGACAACUCUGAAUAAUAACUUCUAUGCAUCUGUUGUCCAAUAGCUUUCACAGUGCUAUAUUUACUAGAAGUCUCUAUGCUGCAAAUGGCUCCUCUGAUAACACACAUUCACUUGUGCCUCCACCCUCCUGCAAUUCAACUUUGGCUGAAGUUUAUCAUGCUACUUAAUAGAAAUACAAACAGUUGUAAAUCCAUACAUUCAGACUCUUAAAUAAAAUGUUAAACAUGCACCUGUCUGCUAAGUAUACUGAAGGAAUCAGAUCUUAGAGCAAUUUUUUUAAUUAUGGUGUGAUUUCUUUCAAUUAUUCUAAUUUGUCUAUCAAAAAUGUCCCUAUGUAGAAAACAUUUUUACUUCCUUUUUUCUAUAAUGUACUGAGAAAUACCAUGAGAUUGUUCACAUGGCCACAAACCUAAGUAUGAAGGUUGCAAACCAGUUUUUAAUUGCCUUAGUUCAUAUUGUCUCAGAAGUUUCAGCAAGAUUUUCCUUCUCAUUUGAAACUUUGCACAGUUAGUCUCAUCAAGGGCAAAUCACUACCACAAUCUAAAGCAAGUAAGUGCUGUCUUCCCAGCAAAGCCCUGCACAUAAGAGCCAGUAUUUGUCCUUGUCUUGAACUGUUCAAGACUUUUUCCUAUCUCUGGUCCAUCUGCACAAUGUCCAACUAAAGUGCAUUCAGCAUUGCCACACUUCUGGAAACGGCAGAGAGAAAAACAGGCAACAGUUUUGUUCUGAAAACCACCAGAACACAGAAACAGUUUUCAAAUUACCUCACUCACUGGACAGCAAAAGAAAGGCAAUUCAAAACCACAUGGCUUCAAAGUGUGAAGUGAUCACUCUGAAAAAUUUCUUCAGCUGCUUCUUGUUAACAAAUUACAUGAAGAGCUCCAAGUUACUGGGUGAUGGAAGACACUAAACUAUGGCAUGCAAUUUUGGGAGGCAGUUACACCUAUUGGCUCCCAUUGCCUAAAGACAGAUGAAUAGCAGUAAAUUACUGAACAGCACUGAUGACUAAGGAAGCAAAAGUUUAGUCACCGGCAAGCAAAGCCUCAAGAUUUGCAGUCUUCUUUACCCAAUGCACAAAGCCAUGUAGUGAUUACUGCACACACUGAGGUUAUUCGAAGAUAAGUGGGUGGUGAUAAGGAAGCUUUAAGGGCAAUCUUACUGUAUGUAAAGAUAUACUGUAUAGAUUUUUAAAGGUACAUAAAGUGCAUCCCAAAUCCCCCCUUUAAUGAGCUGUUUUGUGCUUUUUUUGCCAUUAGGCAGAUUUUUCCCUUUCAAUUUGAAUUACGCAAAGAGAUUUGCUAUAGACUGUGUUUGCCCUGAGGUAUUAUUGAUCUUUGUCCAGGUAGCAAACAAGCAAAGAAUAAUUUAUUUUGGUUCAGGUUUCCUGGAGUAUUGUUAACUUAUGAGCAGAAAGCAUGCCAUUGUGUCACUGAAAAGAUUAAUUAGUUUUAAUUAGCUGUAAGAAACAGCUUCAUAUUCAACUACUGAUUUUGUUGUUAUGAACUCUUCCUGGUCUUAGUGAUAUGUCUAAUUAUUAUUUGACCUUAUCCACUAUAUAUUAACUUGAACAUAAAAUUGUCUGGUAGAAAUUACUGGGGUUUUUUAAGUGUUUUUGGUUGUUUGUUUUUUUUAAUGGAACUAUUUAAUCUGCAGACAAAUAUUUAAGAUCAAUUGUGAUCUGCCUUGCAAAUGAAUUAAUUAGAUUACCAAAGCAAUCACUAAAUUGUGGCAAUAUAUACUGGCAUAGACUGGUACAUGGCAGAGAAAAUAAUCUGGAAAUCAUUAGCCAGAGAAAUAAAUUAGAAUUCUUCAGGGCCUUUUGCUGUCGUUAAUGUAAAAUGAAAAGCAGGAGGGGGAAAAGAAUGUUUGGAUGAGAAUAAAUGCAGUAUAAAUGCCA
Pogoniulus pusillus (Red-fronted tinkerbird) is the source of this 3270-nucleotide messenger RNA. RefSeq names its product kazal-type serine protease inhibitor domain-containing protein 1-like. The transcript has 4 exons. Gene Ontology annotation, biological process: regulation of signal transduction; regulation of cell growth. Bases 480 to 1373 code for a protein of 297 amino acids. Gene Ontology annotation, cellular component: extracellular region; interstitial matrix. Lineage: Eukaryota; Metazoa; Chordata; Aves; Piciformes; Lybiidae. The record is from RefSeq and is a predicted model, not a curated record. Gene Ontology annotation, molecular function: insulin-like growth factor binding.